AUGUCUGGGACUGGGAGUGGAAAUGGAUCAGAUUCAUCAAAUGCCAAUAUAGGCACAUCCACAGGUGUAGCAAGCAGAAGCAAAAAUGCUCUAGGAAAUAGGACUGAUAUUGGGUGGAAGCAUGGGACAGAUGUUUUAGGGAAUGGUAAAAAAGUUAAGUGCAACUACUGCUCAAAGAUCAACAAUGGGGGAAUUUUCAAAUUUAAGCAUCAUCUUGUUGGGACUAGAUGGGAUUCUGAACCUUGUGCUUCAGUGCCUGAAGAAGUUAAGAUGCUUAUGAUGAACGUUGUUGCAGAGGUUGCUAAUGCAUCAGAGAAGAGAAGAAAGUUGAACAGUAUUCAUGAAGAAGCUGGAGAAUUGUUGAUGCAUAAACGAGAGAAUUUGUAUUGGACCCCAUGUGUUGCUCAUUGCAUUGAGUUAAUAUUUGAAGAUUUUGAGAAACAUUUGAAGGUUCAUCAGACUACUAUAACGAAGGGAAGAAGGAUCACCACCUACAUUUAUGGUAGAACAAUGUUGAUUAGCAUCAUGAAGAAGUUCACAAAUGGAAGAGACUUGAUUAGGCCUGGUAUGACUGGAUUUGCCACAACUUAUUUAACUUUAGCUUGCCUUCAUGAAUUGAAAGCAUCAUUAAUGAGCGUGUUUAGCUCUGAAGAGUGGAAAACAAGCAAGUUUGGAACUUCACAAGAGGGAAGAAAAGUACAGAAUAUGGCUUUGGAUAGUCGAUUUUGGAAGAACGUAACCAUGUGCCUCAAAGUUGCUGCCCCUCUUAUGGUGGUCCUUCGAUUGGUGGAUUCAGAUGUAAAACCCGCCAUGGGUUUCAUAUACGAGGAGAUGAAAAAUGCAAAAGAGAAGAUAAAGUGCAACUUUAAUAACACCAAGAAAAGCUAUGAGCUUGUUUGGAAAAUUAUUAAUGAGAGGUGGGAUCAUCAGCUUCACAGGCCUUUGCAUGUAGCUGCAUAUUAUCUUAAUCCUCACCUGCACUAUGAACCUACUUUCAGACAUGAUGACCCUCAGGUGAAAGAAGGGUUGCACAUGCGUAUGAGAAGAUUGGUCAAGGAUGUUGCAGAAAGGAAAAAAAUUAAUUUGCAACUUGUUGAGUUUCAUUUUGCUAGAGGGCUUUUCUCUAUGGAAGAGGCAAAGGACAGUAGAAAAAUCAUGCAACCUGGAGAAUGGUGGAAGAUGUUUGGUGAUGGAACUCUAGAGUUGAGGAGAUUCGUUAUUCGUGUUUUGAGCUUGACUUGUAGCUCUUCUGGGUGUGAGCGUAAUUGGAGCUCAUUUGAAAUGUUAAAAAGUAAAAAAAAUAGAAAAAGUAUUGCUCUUCCAUUUGAUGAGAUUGAAUCUGACAAUGAAUGGAUAACUGAAGAGGGAUAUAAUGAUGAGGAUGAGCAACCUCAAGCUGAAGGUCAUGAUGACAAUGUUGAAUUAGUGGGAGAUGUUGGAGGAAGUUCAAAUGAUCCAGUUGUAGAUGCUUUUGAUCUAGAUAAUUUAAUUUUCUUGAAACCUAAUGGUGGUGAUAAACAGUCUGAGGAAGACCUUGAUGAUGAUGGAGAUGGUGAUGAAAGUGAUGAUAUUCAUGGAGAUGAUCCUAUUAGAGGAUUGGACAUGCUUCUUUGA
Molecule: messenger RNA, 1614 nt
Organism: Glycine soja
Lineage: Eukaryota; Viridiplantae; Streptophyta; Magnoliopsida; Fabales; Fabaceae
Exons: 4
Coding region: 1-1614 (537 amino acids)
Molecular function (GO): DNA binding; protein dimerization activity
Source: RefSeq, a predicted model, not a curated record